AUGGGGUGGACCUUCAACACCGUGGACCCGAACGCACCGACAGAUGGGCCCAAGAUCUCAGCUGUUGCCAUCGUCAUGACAACAUUGGCCAUGGUGGCCGUCAUUCUGAGGGUUUAUGUUCGCCAACGCAUGGUUAAGGCCUUCGGAGCCGAUGACUGGGUGAUUGUCUAUGCUUGGCUUUCGUCUGCAGGAUUCGCAGUUCUGUCUUGCGUUCAAACACGAUGGGGUCUUGGACUACACAGCAUCGAAGACUUGCCUACCGAAGACAUUUAUAAUUUUGGCCUGGUUCAAUACAUGGGGGCCCCAUUUUAUAUAACAAGCAUCUUGGCCUUCAAACUCAGCCUUCUGCUAUCAUAUCUGCGAUUUAUGCCCAAGGGCGCCUACCGUUAUACUACAUUUGUCGUCAUACUGCUCACUGUCCUCUUCCACCUGGCCUUUCUUCUGGUGCAGAUCAAUCUUUGCCAGCCGGUCCAAGCCCAAUGGGACCCGAGCAUUGUCGAUAAGACAUGCUUACCCAGUGUGCCCGUAUACACAGCUAUGGCCUCCCUGACCAUUUUAUUUGAUGUCACUGCCAUGGUCCUCCCAUUCCCUGUUUUGAUGAGCCUCAAGAUGCAAAACCGCAGAAAGGUUGUUCUGCUUGGACUUUUCGGACUGGGCAUCUUCAUCACGAUAAUCCAGAUUAUCCGCAUCCAGACCGUCAAGCGGCUAGUCGUCUACACCGACAGUGCGCCGUUGAUCAUGUGGUCGGCAGUCGAGGCCAACCUGGGGGUCAUCGUCGCCAGCGUCCCGUGCCUGUCUCCGCUUAUCAAAUACUUCAGGGAACGAAGCACGACUGGCUCCAAGGGAAAGUCUGGUGGCUACCAGGUUGGGUCGCAAUAUGCUCUGCGCACCUGGAAGUCGACAAACAAUGCACGGGAUACGAACAUGGGGGCCUCGCUCUCCGGCCAUCGUGCAAAGGCCGAAGCAACUGUCACAAAUCCCACCACGGACAGCACGGAAUACAUAUUGGAGCCGACCAAGAUCAUGGCUAAAACGGAGAUCACGGUAACGAGGGUAUAG
Diaporthe citri is the source of this 1059-nucleotide messenger RNA. RefSeq lists its product as uncharacterized. The coding region runs from base 1 to 1059 and encodes 352 amino acids. Lineage: Eukaryota; Fungi; Ascomycota; Sordariomycetes; Diaporthales; Diaporthaceae. The transcript is spliced from 8 exons. The record is from RefSeq and is a predicted model, not a curated record.